CAACCAAGACAUCUCACCAACCCCCACCAUAUAUGUAGAGCUGAUACAAAGUUGGUAAACCUCCCCAUUCCAUUUCUACAUCAGCAAACACCUUCCCUGGUUCAACACAUUGCUCUGAAAACAAUGGCUGCUACCCUCCCCACAACGGCCAACUUCUGGGGCGACUUACCGGAAGACGAGUACUACGCGUCCCAAGGCGUGAAGAACUCGAAAUCCUACUUUGAAACUCCCAACGGCAAGAUCUUCACACAGUCCUUCUUGCCGAUCAAAAACAGUGACACUGGGAUUAAAGGAAGUGUUUUCAUGACACACGGGUACGCGUCUGAUUCAGGCUGGAUGUUUCAGAAGAUCUGCAUUAAUUACGCUACAUGGGGUUAUGCUGUCUUCGCAGCUGAUUUAUUAGGCCAUGGACGCUCAGAAGGGCUGCAUGGCUAUCUAGGUGAUGUUGACAAGGUUGCUGCAUCGUCACUUUCAUUUUUUGUUAGUGUUCGAAAGAGUGAAGAGUACAAGGACUUGCCGGCUUUUCUGUUUGGCGAGUCGAUGGGAGGUAUGAUCAGUAUGGUGAUGUAUUUCCAGUCGGAGGCUGAGAUGUGGACGGGGUUCAUUCUUUCUGCACCGUUGAUUGUUAUUCCUCAGCCGAUGAUACCGUCCAAGGUGCAUCUGUUUGCAUACGGACUGCUAUUUGGUCUGGCGGACACUUGGGCAGCAAUGCCGGACAAUAAGAUGGUGGGCAAGGCCGUUAGAGACCUGGACAAGUUAAAGAUCAUAGCUGGGAAUCCGAGACGGUACUCUGGUCGGCCAAGGAUAGGAACAAUGAGGGAAGUUGUAAGAGUUACCAACUACAUUCAGAACAACUUUGAUAAGGUGACAGUGCCGUUCUUGACAUGCCACGGGACCUCAGACGGGGUUACUUGUCCGACAGGGUCGGAGAUGUUAUACGAGAAAGCAUCAAGCGCUGAUAAAACACUCAAAUUGUACGAAGGAAUGUACCACUCGUUGAUACAGGGGGAGCCUGAUGAGAGUGCGAAUCUGGUGUUGGCUGAUAUGAGGGCCUGGAUUGAUGAAAGAGUCCAGAGGUAUGGUCCCAAGUGUGACACUUGAGUUCAGUUGCAUUAUGUAUUUCAAAUCCCCCAAGAAUUUAUUCUUGCGGGUGAUGUAUUGCUUAAAUCUCUUCUUUUAUUUAUGGAGAUGUCGAAAACUGAUUAUCAGACUCUCA
This is a messenger RNA of Daucus carota subsp. sativus, 1216 nucleotides long. RefSeq names its product caffeoylshikimate esterase. The record is from RefSeq and is a predicted model, not a curated record. Gene Ontology annotation, molecular function: lipase activity. Bases 124 to 1101 code for a protein of 325 amino acids. Gene Ontology annotation, cellular component: membrane. The transcript has 2 exons. NCBI's taxonomy places the organism in Eukaryota, Viridiplantae, Streptophyta, Magnoliopsida, Apiales, Apiaceae.